Molecule: messenger RNA, 5925 nt
Organism: Linum tenue
Lineage: Eukaryota; Viridiplantae; Streptophyta; Magnoliopsida; Malpighiales; Linaceae
Source: the annotation of a GenBank genome assembly
GACCGAGGGAUGGCAGCUCUGAAAGAAAUUCCCUUGGCCGAACCCUAAAAAAGCCGAUUUCCAUCUCUCUUUUCUUUUCCGAAGAAAUAGUCUUCACGCGGCUGCGUGGUGUUUUUCUCUCUGAACUAGUGAACUCUGAUUCCCCCCUCUCUCUCUUUCUAAUUAUCUCUCUCACUCCACUCCAGGUCCUGAGUAAUUGAAGCUUCGUUCUCUUCGAACAGGGUUGGAGUUAUUGUUAUUUGAAGUGGGAUUUGUUUGGAUAGGGGCGCACAUGAAGUAAUACCCUGAGUUAUUUUGGUGAAAGUGUAGCAGGACGAGGGUGUUACAAAGCUUCCGAGGAAAUGCCAGUUUCUGGAAAGGAAGAGUCUGGGGUUAAACCUUUUGCCCGGCAGCCUAGUUUUGAUAUUUCAGGUGUUCCUAUCAAGAAAAGGAGGUUCUUUCGCCAUCCCUCACCUACACCUGAAGAACAACCCUCUUCAGUUUCUCCAAAGAAUGGUUCUAUACAGCCUGUUAGCUCUACCUAUGGUUCUGCUCCUUUAAAUCCUAAAUUUGCGGGUAGUGCGUCUGGUUUGUCUGAUGCAACAAAGAAAAUCCCUGACACGGCUAUACCUACCAGUGUUAAUAAUAGCUCAUUGGUCAAAAGUGAGGCAUCAUGUGGUGAAGUUAUUUCCGAUUCUUUGGCUCCUAUUGGUAGUGAGAAUAAGCCUGUGGAAGCUGAGGCUCUUGAUAAAAUUUCUGUUAUUCCUGCAACCAAUGAGUUGAAGUCAGCGCCUGUUCCAUCUAAUCCAGGUGAGGUUACUGUUAAGAAGCAAGUGCCAGCUGGGAAGUGUAAACCUGGGGUGUCUGCUGUUUCUGGGAACCUUGAAUUGUCUUUAGGCUUGAAAGAACACCAUGUUGCUGAUAGUAACGAUGGAAGUAGUCACAGACAGGGAAAUGAAGAGUCUAUUUCUUUGAAUAUAUCUUCGAGCAAGGCAGGAACCAGCACCCAGUGCAAGAAAGAUGAUAUGAAGUUGACUUCUGAUGGUGGUAGUAAAUCUGCUGAUAGAUUAAACUGGGACUUGAACACUACAAUGGAUGCAUGGGAAGGCCCUUUGGAUGAUAAGGCUGCAGGUAAAAUAACAGAUAAUGAGUUGAAAUCAGCAGGUGCCAGGCCAGAUAUAAAGCCUUUGAUAUGCCCUCCAAAUGCUAAUAGCAUUGCUGUAUCUGAUGCAAAGAAUGUCCUAGAAAAGAGCGCGAAGCCCUUGAGUUCCUCUGGAACAGUUUCACAAUCUGUCACACAACAUAAUCUUGACAGUUCACUUCAUUUAUGCCUCAGCCCAUCCUUUCUUUCAUUUAGUGUCAGUGAAGAACCAUCAUGCUCUGUUUCCAACAAAGACCCGUGCAAAGUUUUUCCUAAUGCCAGCUUGCCCAAAGGGUUGUCCUCAGCUGGCAAGUCUGGCAUCUCUAAACCUAAGAAUGUUAAACAAGAACCACGUGAUGAGGGGACUAGACCUGUUUUCAACAUUCUACCAUCAGUUGUUAAUGGACCAGUGAAGAGAGAAUUGAUGGAGAAGCUUGCUCAGGAGGUUCUCAAGUCGGGAUGUUAUAGUUCUCUGAAAAUUAUUGAUCCUAGAUCCAUAAAGUACGAGUCUUGUCAAGAGGGUAACCAGGAAGUGCUCAAGGUGGUGGAGGGGAAGUGUCUACAGUCAGGUAUUGAAGAAUCACCAAGGAUAGAUGAGGAUACAACUCAGCAGUCUGGUGAAGUGCAGAUGAAGAACGAAAUAGAUUUGCUGUCUCAGAAAUCGAGUGCCGCUGAAGAUUUGAAGACAGCAGUUGGGGUAUCUCAGCAAUCAGGUAAAACAGAGGCACUUAACGGACUGGAAGAGGAAUCACCCAAACUGGCUAAUCCAGAUAUGUCUGAGGUGGUAGGAGGGACAGCAAAACAAUCUGAUAAGCUACAGGAGUCCCAGAGGGUAGACAGGAUGAUGGAACAAUUUGAUAAGGUAGAAGGUGCACUGAAUUGCCCUGGUAAUGACAUAUUAGACCAAUCUGAGAAACAAGAAUCGUCAGGUGCCCAGCCUGAUAAACUAGAGGUGAUAAUGGAACAAUCUGACAAUCAGGAAUCGUUAAGUCUGGAAAUGAAGGAACAGACUGGUUGUUCAAUUAAUAAUCAAGAAUCAUAUAAUCAGAAUGCUCAGUUGGGCAAACAGGUGCAAUCAGCCAGUAAAAGUGUUUCAAACCUGUCAGAACAGGUUAAGAGUACUGAUACAGUCUGCCAGAACAAUGAUGUGGUCCUGGGAGAAAGCACAACUGUCAAACAUGUGAUUUCUGAACCUGCAUGUCACGUUGAAUUAAAUGUGGCUGGAGCAAGCACUGCUCCUAUUAGCCGUGAUCAGAAUAUGGAUAUACCGAAGGAAUCUGAGCUGAAAUGUGUGGACGACAUGAGCACCCAGCAAUUGCCUGGGAAUGUUAAUGUUACUGCGAGCGAUGAAGAAAAGAUCAAUUUGUCAGCUGAUAUUCUAGAAGAAGAUUCUUAUGAGUAUGAGUCUGAUGGCAAUUCUGUUCCAAUGGACAUAGAAGAGGAUGGGGUGGGUCACAAUGACUAUGAAGAUGGUGAGGUUCAAGAUCAACAACUAAGACCUGCAACUGUGGGUCCAACAACUAAUAUUACUCAAGACAUUGGUUCUUUAGAUUUUUAUGCAAACCAGGUAAACUAUACAAGGAACACUAUGGAUGUCCAUCUUACUUCAUUCUUAGCUAAAGAGAAUGUCAAACAUCAAGAAGGCUCUGGUGGAAGAAGUGAUGACAUCGCUAAAGAAUCCGUAGUUUCGCAGGUUGAUGGGAGAGUUACCGUUAUUGCUGGUAGACUUGAUUCUAUGGAACCGUCUUUAGCUCAAUUGCAGGCUGUAGGAUAUGUUAAGCAGAGCCCUAGCAGGAUAAUGCAAGGAGGAUCACAUGAUGUAUCAGGUAAGAAGGACGACCCGGAAGGGCAGAGCGCAGAACAAUCUGCUGUAACUUUUUGUGGCCAUGAAAAUUUGUCUAUAGUUACUCAAGUUUCAGAAGAUAGUACUCAGACGGCUAGUUUGGAGAAGAGUGGUUCAGCAUUGUUGAACACAGAAGUGCCUUUAACCAGCGAUGAUGCUGCUAAAGAUAUCAACAAUGCUGUUAAUAACCGGACUAGGAUUAUAAACUUGCCUAAAGCUUCCAACAUGCAAUCUCCUGAUAAAAGCAGAUCUACCUCUGGCAAGCCAUUUCCAUCACGUCCUGGUAGAGAAAGAUUUCCAGAUAUGUCUCUUGAGGGAGACAGAUUUCAUUCCCGAGGGAGGGAUGAACCAUAUAAUAAUGAUGGUUCCCAAAGGUUUUCAAGAGAGAGGCGUCAUGAUCAUCAUUAUUAUAGAAACAACAGAUUAAAUUUUAACCGUGGUAGAGGAAGGCUUCCAAGUCGAGCUGGCAAUCGACAUGGUGAUAUGGAUCCAGAACGUGAUUUCCACUCAGAUUUUUAUGGUGGACACUCAGAUUUUGUCCCGCGGCACAAAGGUGAUACAGAAUUCAUGAAAAACAUUGGGGCUGAUGGCAACUUCAUUAAUAAUAAUGGCCGUGGAGGGAGAAAGAUAAUGGAUAAUGAGACAUCAAUGUUUCGCCAUUUACCCUCAAGGAGGCACUCUCCUGGAGGACGAGGCAUUCAAAUGAUGCAUAGGGUUCCCAGAAAUAUUGGCGAGGAAAGCUCUGAAGUUGGACUGAGACAUUCAGAUAAGAUUGUGAGAGGAGCCUACCCUGAGGAUGAUGAUGAUAUAGAGCACACAUUCACACGACCUCAGCCUCCAUACAAGGGGGUGGAUGGUCAUUUUGUUCAGGGGCCUCGCAACUUUUCAUCCAUGCAAAGAAGGGGUCCCCAAAUUCAUUCAAAAUCUCCAAUCAGAUCUCGCUCUCCCGGUCCAUGGUCAUCUUCCAGGAGAAGAUCUCCAGGUGAAUUUGGUGGGCCACCAGAAUUGAGUGGUCGGAUGUCGCCACCAAUUUACAGGAUGGAUAGAAUGAGAUCACCUGAUCACUCUAGUGGCUUUCCUGAAGAAAUGGGGGUUAGAAGACACGCUGGAUCCCCUCCAUACUUGUCGAGACCAAAUGAUAUGAGGGAAAUGGAUCCUGAAAGAAAUCAUCAUGUCCAUCCCAGGUCAAUGAUGUCGUCAAAUAGGAGCCCUAAUGGCCGGACUCUACUUAGAAACAGUAGGAGAUUUGGUCCUGUUGAUCAUCGAGAGAGGGAAGGAAGUGAUGAGUUCUUUGGUGGACCCAUGCAAUCUGGUGGUAGAUUUCAUCAUGAUGUUGGUGCUGCUGAUGGAGAUGGUGAAGACAGAAGAAGGUUUAGUGAAAGACGGGGACCUAUUCGCCCGUUUAGGUCAUCUUUCAAUGAUGUCGAAGGUGAAAAUUUCCAUCUGAACUCAGAGGAUGGACCUAGUAGGCCUUUCAGGUUAUUUUCUCUAGAUAAUCAAGCAAUGCAGGAGAGAGAUAACUUGAGGGACAGAGAACUUGAUAGGCGUAUGAAGAAUCGACCUGUGAAUGCUCCUAGAAGAGUAAGGGGUAUGGAAGAGCAGGAAGGAAACUAUAGACAUGGUGGGCAGGUGUAUGAUGAUGGUUUUGAUGACAUGACUAGGGUGAAAAGGAAAAGAUUUGACUAGAAUAAAUUUGCAUAUCAUGUACCAGCACCUUGGACAAGUGGGGAUCUGGUGGAGGUGCUAAGUUAAAUAUGGCGACCAGCAGGAAGGUCUGGUUUUGGCUGUUAAGUCGGGACUGUGUUUACACUGCACGAAGUUGCUUGUACAUGGAGCUAUUAUAAAAAGCAGCUUUGAUCAAGAUUUUCGAACUGAACUAACCAGAUGAUUGAUCUGUUGUACAUAUUUGGGAUACCUUGGGUCAAUUCUGGAUGCUGCCAUUCCCUUUUUCAGUUUCAUUUAGCGAGCGUGUACUGUCAUAAUCAAUGGUGGGCAGUAUUGAGAUAUUGAGAGGAUAUUUUGCUUAAGAUAUUUUCUUGUAUAUUAUCUUGGGGAAAUAUUCUAAUUUCUCAGUUGUCUCCGCCCCCUACAUUCUGAUCAUAUGCUCAAGUCGGGGGACUGGCUGGCAGUUGGCAGCCACAUGGGACAGAAGUUUUGACAUGUCACUUCUAGUUCCUGUGCCAUAUGCUUUCGUUGCAUAAAUUGCAGGUUGUGCUACUGCUUGCUUCUUAUCUGCUGGCUUGAGAAGAUAUCUAGGCAUCUGAAACAGUUGGGGUGCGCUGCCUCCUGGAGAAAAUGGACUUUGCUCUGCUGUGAAUUAACUUACUGGUUAUACACUACAUCGGUCAAUGAGCUGAGUUUGUGUCAAAAAAUCGGUAGCUUUUAGGUCUUCAUGCCUUCUGCCCGUGAUGUGUGAUAACUUCAUCAUUUGGUGGCUCCUGUUUUACAUGUGCAAUGGUUGGAGCUGAUCUGCAGCAUUUGUACCUGGUGAUGAAUGCUCUCAGUUAUGGUCUUAACUUUGAGACGGUGGGAUGAUGCAGAGUUGGUGCUGUGUUUAUGGUUCUAUAGAUCGUUCCAUUUCGAAGUGCUAGGUUGAUUACAAUAAUAGAAGUAUAAGGAGGAGAAGCAUAUGAGAAGAAAUUGCAGGCAGUGGUGAAGUCUGCGCAAGUAUUUUCUCCCUUAUGGUUCCUCACCGGUUGCCGUCACCGACCGGCAACUCCCCGUUGGUGUGUGACACAGCCAAUUCCAGGGAUCUUGUGUGACUGACAUCAGGAAAAUGAUAUUGGAAAUAGUUUGAUUGUAUUCAUAAAAGGAAAAGAACAGCUUGGUCACGAGCUGGAGCGGGGUAGCUGCUGUGACUAGAUCAGUGUGGUCUCUUAGUUCUGCAUUUCAUUAAACAAGAAACCACACAUUCGCAUCACAUCCAAAAAGCUUAUAAUGCUCAGCUAUACAAGUGGUGGAG